AAUUUCCGGCAGAGCCGGAAGCAGCUCUUCUGGCCCGAAGAACCGUUACCUGGCGUGUGUUUCAGUAUUUCUCGUUCAAACUCUCUCGUGGAUGCCCUCAGCGCCGCGUCCUCCACACCCGGAGUCCCGGGCCCCUCGACCGCUACCGUCCCCGCCCGCGGGGAGCCCCGCCUAGUCGGGGGGAGCUCAGCUGCCGGGGCCGGACCUGAAUCUGUUCCGGUAAAAUCGCUGCGCGGCUGGUCCUCGCCCGACCGUUCUGCCCCGGUUCUUCUCACCGUCUCCGCUCCCCACCCCGCGCCUUGUCAGGUCCCUCUCGGGAAUCUGGCCUCCCGGGAAGAAGGCCAGACUCAGGGACCAUGCCCUGCCCACUAGCCCUGCAAAGCUCCACCUGCUCUGAACAAUAAGACUAGAGCGCUUUCUCAGCCCCAUGGCGCUGCGCUUUCUGCCACUGCCCCACCCUACAGCCUAGAGGGCUGUUCUGUUUCAUGUGCAUCGUGGUUCCCUGGAUGUCCCUGUAUGUCCUUAGAAGAAAAAUCCUCAAGAUCUGAUUGAAAGUACUCUCCUCCCUGCUGGGUGACUCACAGAGGAAAAUAAGAAGAAACAGUGCCCAGAAUCCAGCUAUCACGCCACCCACCCACCCACAGACAUUUAAAUAACCCUCUAGAUCCUCAGUCCCUCAACUCACCCUAGAAGGUUCCAGUUCCUCAUCAGAGUGCAUGCAUACAACGGGCAGAGAGCAAAGCUGGAGAACCACCCUGGCACUACUUGCCUCUGUGAUGCUGAAGACAUUCUCCUUCCUGUGUGUUACAGAGAAGAUUCACAUUUCCAGAGUUUGGAAGAUGCUAGUUGAACAUUCUGCACUAUGGAGAUGUGUACCUGACACCUUACAAGCUCUGCCUGCUUAGUGCUUGGACUGUCUGUGAGUGAAAACCCAGAGAAAGACUGCUCGCAGCUGAGUUACUGACAAUGCAGCCAUUGGAAUCAGUGACAUUUGAAGAUGUAGCAAUCAGCUUCACCCAGGAAGAGUGGGCCCUGCUGGACACAUCCCAGAGAAAGCUGUUCAGAGAUGUGAUGCUGGAGAACAUCAGUCAUCUGGUCUCCGUGGGGUAUCAGCAUUGCAAAUCAGAUGUGAUUUUCCAGCUGGACCAAGGUGAAGAGCUGUGGAUUGAAGGAAGAGGAUUUUUCCAAAGCCACAGUCCAGGCAGGGAAAGUGCCCUUAAAGAAAUGUUAGCCACACAGCAUAUCAGCAGGAAAGACACAUCUACAAUCAUCCCACUGCAAGUAUCUCACACUCCAGAGGAUCCCUUCGAAUGUAAUGAUUUGGGAGAAGAUUUCACUCAUAGCUCCACACUGAGUCAACAUUUGUUAACUCACACGGAAAAGACACCCUGUAUCAACAAACAGUGUAAAAAAUCCCUUAGUGACCAAUCAUACCUUAAUCAACAUAAGCAGAUCCACACUAGAGGUAAAUCGUGUGAGUGCCAUCUGUGCGGGAAAGCCUUCAGUAAUUGCUCUAGCCUUAGAAGACACGAGAUGACUCACACUGGAGAGAAACCGUAUGAAUGCCACAUCUGUGGGAAUGCCUUUAUUCAAAGCUCUGACCUUAGAAAACACAAUCUAACUCACACCGGAGAGAAACCAUAUGAAUGUCAUCUCUGUGGGAAAGCCUUUAGUCAGUCCUCUAACCUCAGACAGCAUGAGAGAACACACACUGGAGAGCAGCCGUAUGAAUGUCAACUCUGUGGGAAAGCAUUCAGUAAAUGUUCUGCUCUUAGACGACACGAGAGAACUCACACUGGAGAGAAACCGUAUGAGUGUCAUCUUUGUGGCAAAUCCUUCAGCCAGUGUUCUGCCCUUAGACGACAUGAGGGAACCCACAAUGGAGAGAAAAUUAUGAAUGCCUUCAGUAAGUAUUCUGACCUCAGAUGACAUGGUAUUAUAAAUGUAACAAACGUGGACAAGACUUCAACCGUAGCUUUAACAUUUAAACACACCAGAGGACUCACAUCGAAGAAAACGCUGUAAUCAAUGGGGAAGAUCCUUCGGUUAUCCUUAUUCAACUUGACAUAUGCAAAUUUAUAUGGAAGAGAGUCCAUAUGUGUGAUAUUUAUGUGGCAAAACCUUCAGUCAGUGGUCUGACCAUAGAUGACAUGAGAGAACUCAUACUGUCAAUAAUAACAACAGCUCUAAACUUUAAACACACUAGGGGACUUGCAUCAGGGAGGAUCCAGGUCUGCCAUCAAUGUGCAAAUGCUUUCAUUUAUAAUUCAUGGUUAAACAACAUGGGCAAACUCCAUUUGGGAGAGCCCCUAGGUCUAAUCACUGUGAACAAACAUUCAGCCAAGCACAGUCUUGAUGUGCACGAGAAAACUCAGUGAAGGAAUAAAUACCCACUACAACAGGAAGUAAGAGGAUGAAGGCUCUUAAGGAAUACCAAGUCAUGCAUCCAGGAGAAGUGAUUCAGUGUAAAAUCAUGAGAAAUCCUUUAUUCAUAGAGCCACACUUGUGGUACCUGUGUGGAUUCAGACUGUACAAAACACGCUCAGUGUCAUGAAAUAAGGAUGACACUUCAGUGAUCUCUCAUUUCAUAAUCAACGUUAAGGUUCUCACACUGAGGAGACAGCAGUCCUAAAAUCAGUGUGGCGAAAACUUCAUCUAGACUUCACAUUCAGAAAAGCUAAGUUGAGGGGGUGAAAAACCCUUUAAAAGAGCCUUUAACAUACAAUUCAGCAAAUAAUUCAGAACUUUGAGAGAACUAUUUAUGGGGAAAAACCUGACAUAUAAAUGCAAACAGUAAGGUGAUCUGGGAAUACUGAAUGCAGAAUUUUGUAAGAAAUUAAACUUUUUCCAACAGAUUAUUUGUAAAUAUUUAAACAAUAAAGUUGGUUGCUGAAAAGUCUA
Messenger RNA from Orcinus orca (killer whale), 2901 nucleotides. RefSeq names its product zinc finger protein 705A. Gene Ontology annotation, molecular function: DNA-binding transcription factor activity; RNA polymerase II cis-regulatory region sequence-specific DNA binding. Gene Ontology annotation, biological process: regulation of transcription by RNA polymerase II. NCBI's taxonomy places the organism in Eukaryota, Metazoa, Chordata, Mammalia, Artiodactyla, Delphinidae. Bases 967 to 1929 code for a protein of 320 amino acids. The record is from RefSeq and is a predicted model, not a curated record. The transcript is spliced from 10 exons.